GAGAGAGAAAAGAAGAAGACGUGUCCGGAACUACAGCUGUCACUUUUGCGCAAUGACGUCGUAGUUUUUGCGUAACACUGGACCACAGGUAUGAAGCAAAAACUAGAUACUAUAAACCAGUGCCCUCAAAGAGCAUAGCUGACAAUUGUUCUAAGUAGGAGGACAUGUUUGUAAGGGCCACGUUCCCGUCGAGGGUAAUCUAUGGACAUCGAAAUUAAGUAGUAACUUCCUCUUUUUUCAGACAAUUUUCGUGGUGGUUGCUUUUCUGUCGAUAGUAAAGCCCAUUAUCUUGAUAAGAAACACUUGACUAGGGGGGGAAAAAAAAACACCGAAAUAUUUUUGUCUGUGAAACGUUAUUCUCAGUUCCCUUGUCAUAACAGUACGGCGUUGCGUUUUACGCAAUCGUAAGCAGCACAAUGUGCCAGGAUCCUUCUCUUAUUUCUUUCCGUCUUCACAAUAUGGAAUGCCCCCCCGGAAGACUUUGACCCUGCAGUCAUAGCAUCGCUGUAGGCACGAAGCUCCAGGAGCGCGUGUCGGAACUACCUAUUGUAUAUCUAUGGCAUUGACGAUGAACAGAGCAGUAGGCUAAUCUUUGUUUACACUGUAAAUCUUUAUUAUUGUAAGUCAUUUUGGUUACGACAAGAGAUAUGGACCCUUCCUCGUCAGAGGCUGCGGUUGUUAUCGAUAGACCCAUUGUUGAAGCAUGUCCCAAACCCGAACUUUCUGCUGCCAUGCGGGCAAAAAUCGAGAGGAAUCGACAGCGGGCGUUGUUGCUCCGACAAGCCCGGAUAGCGAACCGUCCUUUGGCCGCAGUGGAGGGCGCAACCCCGGCCAAAGUCUGCAAAACCAUCGACUCCGGUGCGGGCUUUUUCAUUGAAGAAGAGGAUGGUGCCGAGGAGGAGCACAAGACCAGUAAGGUGGUGCACCAGCCAGCCCCAGUCAUUGAGCCAGACUACCUUUUUUGCGAUGAUUGUCAGAAGCCCUUUAUGGACUCCUACCUCAGCAACAGCUUUGACCUGUCGGUGUGUGACAAAUGCAGAGACACUGAUGAGAAACACAAGUUGAUCUCCAGAACUGAGGCCAAGCAGAACUACCUGCUGAAGGAUUGUGACCUUGACAAGAGAGAGCCACCUCUCAAGUUCAUAUUGAAGAAAAACCCUCACAACCCACGCUGGGGGGACAUGAAGCUCUACCUUAAAGUACAUGUAGAGAAGCGAUGUAUGGAGGUGUGGGGUUCGGAGGCGGCCCUGGAAGAAGCCAAGGAGGCCAGAGAAGAAAACAGAGAAUUACAGAAACAAAAGCGGUUCAAUAAGAAGGUCAAAGAAUUGCGUCGGGCAGUUAGGAGCAGCAUGUGGACCAAAGACACCAGCGCUCACCAACACCAAUACGGACCAGAGGUGGUGGUGGAUCCGGAAGAGGACCUCUACAAGAAAACCUGCAAGACCUGCGGGCAUGAACUUACCUACGAAAAGAUGUAAAUGGACAGCACGGUUUGAAGCCUCUGAUUGCAAAUGCAUUUUUACAGUCUCACAAAUCAAUUGUAGAAUUACGUCUUUCAAAUAAAGCAUUUGACUCAAUCCAUGCAA
Messenger RNA from Syngnathoides biaculeatus (alligator pipefish), 1586 nucleotides. It is a transcript of the gene xpa, whose product is annotated as xeroderma pigmentosum, complementation group A. Gene Ontology annotation, molecular function: damaged DNA binding. The record is from RefSeq and is a predicted model, not a curated record. Lineage: Eukaryota; Metazoa; Chordata; Actinopteri; Syngnathiformes; Syngnathidae. The transcript has 4 exons. Bases 648 to 1478 code for a protein of 276 amino acids. Gene Ontology annotation, cellular component: nucleotide-excision repair factor 1 complex. Gene Ontology annotation, biological process: UV-damage excision repair; base-excision repair; nucleotide-excision repair, DNA damage recognition.